Stegodyphus dumicola is the source of this 414-nucleotide messenger RNA. RefSeq lists its product as uncharacterized. NCBI's taxonomy places the organism in Eukaryota, Metazoa, Arthropoda, Arachnida, Araneae, Eresidae. The record is from RefSeq and is a predicted model, not a curated record.
AUGCUGCAAACGUUUUUUAUUCCACAACUUCAGCAAAGAAACCGUCUCCAACAGACAAUCCUUUUGCAGGAUGGUGCUCCACCACACAUUAGUAAUAAGGUAAAGCAGCUGUUGCGCCAAAACUUCACUGAUGAUAGAGUCAUAAGUCGCAGUUUUCCAGUUGCAUGGCCGCCUCGUUACCCUAACCUCACGCCAUGCGAUUUUUGGCUCUGGGGUUAUUUGAAAUCUCAAGUUUAUGUUGGUGGAGUAUCAAAUUUGUCUAUAUUAAAGGACAACAUAACAAAGACAGUGUGGAAUAUUCCUCGUGAUAUGUUACAUACGGCUGUGGAGAACAUUGUGCACAGAAUGCACGUUGGUAUUUCUGAGAGCAGUGAUCACAUUGAAUGUGGUGUAAUUCCUCACCGGGGAAGUUAA